Messenger RNA from Bradysia coprophila, 1061 nucleotides. RefSeq lists its product as uncharacterized. NCBI's taxonomy places the organism in Eukaryota, Metazoa, Arthropoda, Insecta, Diptera, Sciaridae. The record is from RefSeq and is a predicted model, not a curated record.
UGGUCGUUGUUUGUUUUCAUAGUUAGUGUUUCAUGUUCUUCGUAAAAUUUUCACUUUUAUUCUUUUUGUAAAUUAAAGUAAGGUUUGGAAGAAAAAUGUCAACAUUAAGUCGUGUGUCCUCUGAAAAACAGGCAACGGCGCGCGAACAGCCAUUCAACGAAUUCCUGUUCAAGAUACUCAACAGUUUGGACUAUGCCGAAUUUAAAAAAUUUAGCAACUUUCCACAAGUACUAAAAGAAACAAUCAAGUUGAUAAUGGGUUCAGACGCUGAUCUGUACACUUUAAAAGACCGGAUUCGAUAUGACUUUGAAACAAAUUUGUCAAACGUAGAUAACUGGCAUCGUGGAUUGUUCAGCCAGGUCGUAUUAACGACGGAAUUUUACUGGAGCGAUGCUGCCAAACGGAUAUUCGAAUAUGAUUACGGGAUAAAGGAGUGUGUAGUGCGCUUGGUGUUACCAACGGAAUCUAGACUACUACUAGAAAUUUUGCGGAUUUUGAAGAGUGGCUUCACGAAUUGACCUCAUCAGCCAUUUUCAGGACAGAGGACUUCAAUUAUCCAAUAAUUGGAUUGAUUCCGCCUACAACAUUCAGAGAGGGAACGAUUCAACGACCAUCCGAUCGCAGUUUACAUUCGUUGCGUUAUAAUGUUUUCACAAAACCGAAAAUUGGACCAAAGUCAAGGACACGACACAGAUUUUUCGUGUCGAAUGAAGAGAGUCAUCGGAUGACUCAGUCCUUAAUUAGUCAUUUACCAAACCGGAUGUACAAUUUCCAAUCACCAAACAAUGUCUUCGCGAUGCCGAAACCAAAAAUUGGUCCAAAGUCGAAAUUGAAAAUUGAAUCGAAAUUCCAAGUGAACAGUGCAAACGCGCCGGCAGGUGAAUGUAUCAAUUCAAGCUACAAAACGCUUAAAGCAUCGCUUCAACGAUAUCAGAUAAACGCAAAAUCUACGGAAUAUACGGAUACUACCGAGAUACCGUCCAGGUUUUGCCCUAUGAAGAAAAUUCACGAAAACACUUCAUCAGUUGAAUGUAUUGCCAUUAAAAGCAGCGAAGCGCCGG